CGCUUUUAUAUUUACACUUGGAGAAGAUGUUAGUUUAAUUAGUUUGAUGGAGGAGAUGCUGGCAGAGGUUUAGAGUGGUGGAAGAUACAUAGCAGGGCUGCAUAUGUUCAGCGGCCCGAUACACACAACAACAUUGGAGAGUUACUUUCGUGUCAUUUUUCUAUCAUUUACUUGCUUAACUUGCUACACUGUAAAUUCUACAUUUUAUCGCUGGAUGGCACCAUAGCCUUUAUUGAUACCUUCAGCUUUAGUAUCGUACAUAUUGUAGAAUCACUGCAGAAGGCACAUUCUCCCCUCUCUCUUCCUCCUCCACUUUGAUACUUUGCUACGAGUUUUUUCUUGAAUUUUAUUGUGUUUCUUUCCUUCUUUACCGCAGGGCUGGCACUAGAAACUUUCUUUGGGCCCAUGGUGGCUUAUUUAGCAGUUACAAGCACUAAAAACAAUGGAAUACAAAAUAUAUCACAUGUAUGAGUGGAAUCAUCCUCCCUGGCUUGUAAACAAUGGCACACUACCUUGUACAUGGGCUCAGGCCGUGCAGACACAUUCGGGACGAAUGUCCUUAACUGAGUUUUUCAUCGUUAGCCGAGCCAGUAUUUUUACGCAAAAACACAUCGGUAUCCGAUUUUUUAGCUAUCCAAUGGCAUCGUUACCCGAGGGUCCACUCUACUAUAUUUCCCUACGAUGUGCUUGUGCACCAAACAUUUGAGAAUGUUCAACAUUCGCGAAGUUCUUGAUCCCGUAAUCCUUGUGAAUGUGGAGAGCCACAUGUAUGUAUGACACUAUUAUCUUGGAGACUAUCUUUCCUCUGGCUAAAAGUUCUAGUAUUGUUAUUUGCACACACACUAAGCUUAAAGGUCCCCUCUGAGAGUAUACUCUGGCAGGAAUUGCAUACUAAUUCUCCUUUUUAUGAUACAAUGAAUACUGCUUUCUAAUAUGUUAGUUCCAAACACUGGAGGGAUGAAGCUUAUAAGUUCACUGGCACAGUUUAGAGUUCUAGCACGCAAGUGAGAUCACGAUAAUGUGUAUGGUUUUACUGGUUGUUUCCUGGUGUUAAUUGAUAAAAUGAAAGACUUACUAAUGAAAAAGAGAGGACUUUGGUUGGUUUCAAACUGGAAGUAGUCUGAAGUAGAGCUCAAAGUGACAAAAAUAUUUUAUUUUUGGCAGUUUCCCUGAAGAAGGGUAGGAUCCUCCCUAGCCCCUAUGUGUUUUGUACAUGUUUUCAGCAGGUCUGCUUCAAUUAUUGGGAUGGUUAUAUUUUAGUACUCAGAGAUUUAUGGUAUUAUAUAAUAGAAGCCACAGGGGACAUACUGAACUGAGGCAAAAUUGUUUUUGUGACUGGAAUGUUUACAGUGUUUUUCAGCAUCUUCAUUAAUCUGUUUUGUUACUGUAUUAUUAAUGUUCAUCCACCAUCAACACUAAUCUGUACUCAACUAUUAUCAUAAUACAGUCCACCACCUCUAGUUCAUUCUCAACAUUACUCUCUCCUCGUCUGGUAGUAAGAGUCAGACACCUAACAUAAUCAGUACUUAACCAUCACUAUUCUAAUAUUUGUGUUUCAGAGGCAGUGUUUCAACCUGAAGAGAGAGAGAGAGUCUGAGGCAACAUGGAGACUUCAUGUUCUUGGUCAUCUCCAGACUUUGGCACUGCAUGGUUGUUACUUCUGGUUUCUCCAAUAAUUUCUGUCUAAUAGAUCCAGUUGCUUAGGGAAGUUACCCUCUCUUUAUUUUGAACUCUGUUUUUAAAUUAGCUGUAUAGUCCUUGUGGCUUAGCGCUUCUUUUUGAUUAUAAUAAUAAUGUUUUUAAAUUAGAAUUUUUUGAAUUUGUAAAAUUAGUCUAAUUACCUUAAAAUAAUUGAAUGAUUGGUUUCCUGUGCAUAAUUAAUAGAAGAGUAGGUAUGUUGGCUAGGAACUGGAUCAACUUAAUUAUUGAAAUAGGCUAAAAUAGGAUGUAAAAUAGGCCAAAUUGCUGAUGCAUAUAGUUGCGUCUGAACAAUUAUCUUAGUUUUCCAUCAGAUGUUGCAUUUGUGGUGUCAUAACCUGAGAAAAACAUUCUUUACCAUUUGAAAAUUUUGACACACUCAGCACAUUUAAUUUUGGGAGUCACAAUAGUAAAGGUGUUAAGAACUUAAAUGACGUUUAUGACAAAUGAUAAGAUGCAAUACAUUAGAGUUCCUUCAAGGAAACAAACACAUCAGUGUUCUGAAUGUCUAAACGAUUUUUCACAUAAAUCACGUCUAAUACAACAUAUGAGAGUUCAUUCACAAGAAAAACCAUAUCAGUGUUCUGAAUGCCUAAAAGACUUCACAGAUAGAUCAAAUCUAAUACGACACAUGAGAGUUCAUUCUCAAGAAAAACCAUAUCAGUGUUCUGAAUGUCUACAAGACUUUUCACGUAGAUCAUCCCUGAUACAACAUAUGAGAGUCCAUACACAAGAAAAACCAUAUCAGUGUUCUGAAUGUCUACAAGACUUUUCACGUAAAUCAUCCCUGAUACAACAUAUGAGAAUUCAUACACAAGAAAAACCAUAUCAGUGUUCUGAAUGUCUAAAAGACUUUUCACAUAAAUCUUCCCUAAUACUACACAUGAGAAUUCAUUCACAAGAAAAACCAUAUCAGUGCUGUGAAUGUCUAAAAGACUUUACAAAUAGAUCAAAUCUAAUACAACACAUGAGAGUUCAUUCUCAAGAAAAACCAUAUCAGUGUUCUGAAUGUCUAAAAGACUUUUCACAUAAAUCUUCCCUAAUAAAACACAUGAGAAUCCAUUCACAAGAAAAACCAUAUCAGUGCUGUGAAUGUCUAAAAGACUUUACAAAUAGAUCAAAUCUAAUACAACACAUGAGAGUUCAUUCUGAAGAAAAACCACAUCAGUGUUCUGAAUGUCUACAAGACUUUAAACAUAGAUCAUCCCUGAUACAACACAUGAGAGACCAUACACAAGAAAAACCAUAUCAGUGUUCUGAAUGUCUAAAAGACUUUUCACGUAAAUCUUCCCUAAUACAACACAUGAGAAUCCAUUCACAAGAAAAACCAUAUCAGUGCUGUGAAUGUCUAAAAGACUUUACAAAUAGAUCAAAUCUAAUACAGCACAUGAGAGUUCAUUCUCAAGAAAAACCUUAUCAGUGUUCUGAAUGUCUGAAAGACUUUUCACAUAAAUCUUCCCUAAUAAGACACAUGAGAAUCCAUUCACAAGAAAAACCAUAUCAGUGCUGUGAAUGUCUAAAAAACUUUACAAAUAGAUCAGAUCUAAUACAUCACAUGAGAGUUCAUUCUCAAGAAAAACCAUAUCAGUGUUCUGAAUGUCUAAAAGACUUUAAAUGGAGAUCAUCCCUAGUACAACACAUGAGAGUUCAUUCAUUAGAAAAUUCCUUUUAAGAAUGAUUGCCUUGAUUUGGGUGAUAUACUCUUAAUCCAAGGAGUUAGAGUUAUCCCUCACCUUCCUUGGAUCAGAUAUGAAUACCCUCCUUCCCCUAUUUUCCAGGGGCUGUAUGACCCAUACUGAUUUAGCACUUGCUCAUGAAUAUAAUAAUCAUGAGGUAAACUAUAUUUUUGAGUUACAUUAUUUUUUUGUUUUUGCAUCAAAGCAGAAUGACUCCCAUUUCCUAGGCAGUGUAUGACCUUUACAGGUUUAGCAUUUCCUCAAAAAUUAAAUAAUUCUGGCUUCUUGAAUGAAUGUUUGAUCAGAUAGACUAUUGUGACCCCUGAAUGGGUCACAAUGUAUAUAAUGUAUAUUAUUUGUUCUUGUAAUUUUAUAUUGCUUAUAUUUAGGAUAUUAGCUAAAUCAUAAAUAUAUUGCUAUAUAUUAUUAUUUGACUUAGUUUUAUUAUUAGGUUGGAUGUAACAUUUAUAUAUUAUUCAGUGCUCAUAGUUCAAGAGUGUUAAGUAGCUGACAGCAUUGUCUAACUAGUGUAACUAUUGCUCCGCUCAUUUCCCUGCUGGCUUCUGUGUUGCUGGGCAGCAGCAGUCCAUGGAGUCACGUGAUCAGGGUGGGGUGAUUACACCUCACCUGGGUGAGAGAGACUCUGUCCUUUGCUAGCUUUUGCUCGGGAGCUAUCUCUCUCUCUCUUCUCUGUUUUACAUUGCUUCCGACAAGACGAAUGUCUCACCAGCCCUUCCAUGCUGGCACUUGUUGGAAGAUCAUCUCUGUCGCUUUCUUGUUGUUGGUUCUGUGUAACUCUGUUCACAGAACAUAGCCUAGACUUAAUGAUUUUCGACGUUAUACUGAGGUUGUCUGUCGCAUUGACGCUCCGAGAAACUCAGGUCCUGAGCUGUAGCUUCUGACCUAAUAUGUACUGGUAUCUGUGCACUGUCACAGUUGGGGAUUUUCUAAUGCUGAACUUAGAUUCAGUAGUAUGGGAGUUUUGUGACUUUUGUGGAGGAACUGCAGAUGGUCCCUACUUAGUGUCGUUAUAUUAUCUCCUUGUUCCUGAUUCUGUGUCACUGUUGCUUGUCUUGUUGCUGUUUGACUUAUCAGCCAUUUUACUGUUCAAGCAAGCUGUUCUGAUUGCCAGGUUUGUCAAGAAGUUAGUUUAUAUGAGGACUUUUAAUCAGUCAUUGGUUAAGUCUAGUCGAAUCUUGAGACUUAGCAAACUACUUAGAGCACUUGCACACAUACUCACUUGUAUAUAUUAGUAUUAUGUUAUUAAAUGCUAACAAUGUACCAGACGGUACUUAAAAGCCAUAAAGAUGUGAUAUGUGCCUUCAGCACAAUACUACUGUACACGAGAGAAGUGAUUAUUUUGAUUAUUUUGAUUACUUUAAUUUACUUUGAUUUUGUAUGCCUAGACAACUUAUAGUUAUUAAUAAACUUAUUAAAUUUUAAUUUCUUUAGUUAGUAGCCUACCAGUUGUAAUCCUGAAGCACUAUUUUAUCUUACUAUUAAAGUCUAAUGGAUAAUUGGACCAGGAUACUGACUACUUGUUACAAAAACCCAGUAACAGGCUGGAUGCUAGAAUGGCAGUUCUUUCUAUUAUUCACUGGAGAUUUCUAUGAUUAUUAGAUAUCGCAUUUUUUGUAACAAAUGGGGGCCUAUCUGGGAUGCUUUUGAUCCAAGGUGUUGGAGAAAUUCUCCAGUUUGAUACUAGUAACUCUAUAGUCAAACACUUUGAGUACUUUCCUAAUCUAAAGAGUUUGAGUUUAGUCUUGUACAACAUAAUAGGUGGAUGUAUGUACUUGACUGAGUCUCUUGAUCCAAGGAGAUGAAAUACUGUUUAUGAGCUCUAGCUCUAAGACAACCAACACUAAAAUUCCUAUUAGGUUUAUAGUUUCCCAUAAUCACUCUCUUGUAGUGCACUUAUUUUUGUGAUGUAUGUCAAAGUGAAACAGUUAAUUGAUACUCUGACUUUGUCGACAUUAAGUACGUUAAAACUUCAGAUGUCUUGGUGAGUAGCCAAAUAUCUCGGUGUGACGUAUAACAGGAAUUACACCUCAGAAACUGUCGGAGCGUUAAUUAAUGAUAUAUUGUUUCCUGCUCGUGCAGAGACGUCUGAUUAUGAUUCAGAUACAGAGAGCAUAGUGUCACAAUUAGGAAGUAUGACUCUAAUUGAUGACAUAAAAGAGAGAGCAACUACAGCAGAAGUGUCUGAGCUUAGUAUAACUCCGUUCACGCUCACACCUUCCCACCUGACUAACACCAUAGUACAAAGUGUAGCUGGUAGUAUGACUCAGCCUCAUACUAGUACCGUGUAUGCUACACCUGUAGCUACUUAUCCUAAACCAGAUCUAGACUCUCUAGGGAUGGCUGGACUAGGUGCCUGAACUAAGGACCGUCCAGACUCUUUCGUUAGAUUCCAUACACCUCCGUUAUCCACUGGUCCUAUCUCUCAGAAACAGUUUGAGAGGAUGGAACACCUCAUUAUGUUGUAGACUGCACAAAUAGAGGCACAGAGGAAAUUGAACGAAAAAGAUUUCCAGAGAGCAACUGUUCGUCUCGAAAGGCAACAGAUUAAUAGAGCUGAUGAAGUUGAUAAGCCUGUUAGUACAACAAAGGACACAUUUAAUGUGCAGAAAGCUGCCUCAAUGGUUCCUAAGUUUUUUGAGAGUGACUUAGACACCUACUUUGAUGUGUUUGAGAACCAGGCACGUGCUAUGAACUGGCCACGUAUGCACUGGGCUACCUUGUUGCGCACAGCUUUGACAGGAAGAACUCAAACUUGUACUGCUGCUUUACCAUUUGCCAAGUACAUUAGUUAUGAUGCUGUCAAGGAAACUAUUCUAGAGACCUCUAAAUUGUUACCUGUAAGUUAUCAACGUGCAUUUCGUACACUACAGCUACGACAAGAUCAAACUUGUGUAGAGUUUGCUCUUGAGAAAAAAAGUUGCAUUUGAGAGAUGGUGUAGAGCUGCAAAGAGUAAUAAUUAUGACAGUCUUGUUUAGUUGUUACUUCACGAAGAGUUUAACAACUAUAUGUCUACUGACAUACAAGAAUAUCUGAUUGAUCAUUCUGCCUCGGAUAUUCUGGAAACUGCAGCAUUAGCAGACAAUUACAAGAUUUCUCACAAACUUGUACGUACUAAAACACAGAGAAACACGGUAACUAAAAAUUGUCCUAGAAGUUGGCAACCUAAAUCAGCUGAUAAGUGCCAGCCUGAUGUACCUGCUACUGUAACUUCUCAUACCUUUACCAGGAAAAUUCACAUUCUUGAAUCUAUCUCUGUGGUUAGACAGAAAUCUGAUACCAAGAAGAAGAAAGUUAAAUGUACCUAUUGUAACAAAAAAGGACAUACUAGAGAGUAUUGCUAUAAGUUAGAAAGAGAUACGAGAAGCGGUCGUGCGGCUGGCACCCCUACACAUCGUAUCCUCUUCUGUGCAACAAAGGCACCAAAGUCCUAGAAAUACCUCUAAUCCCACUGUUUUAGAUAAUAUUACUCAGAAUAGAUGACUAGUGUCAGAAAGUGUAUCUGACGAAAAGAUUCGUUCAGCGAUGAGUCCUUAUCGAGAGGCAAAGUAGGACUUGACGAAUCACAUGUAACUGAGAUAAUUACUUUUAGAGACACUGGCAGUUAUCUCAGGUUAUUGAGGGAAGAUGUACUGCCCAUAACUGAUGAUACCUAUACCAAGAUAGAUGCAUUGUUAGAAGCCUGUGGUGGGACUGUUAUAAAAGUACUUCUACACAAAGUUUGCAUUGAAACAAGCUAUUAUACUGGUUAUAUUUCAGUAGGUAUAUUCAGUGGUGCAUUUCCCAUCAGGUCAGUGGACUUGUUGAUAGGGAACGAUAUCCUUCAUGCUGGUAUAUGUAAGGAACCACUUGUGAUUGAUAAUACCACUGAUGAUAAUUAUGCCAUUGAAACUUGUAGAGAGAAGCCUAUUUUAUUUCUUCUCAGCACAAUUACUAGUGUUAUGUCAAAGAUACAGCAACCAUCCUUGUCUCCUGUUGAGUUAGUUGAUGACAAUGAUUUGGGCUUGAAAAUGUUGUUCAGUGAUGCUCUGCACCCAGGAUUAUUAACACUGACUCCCCCUUGUCAUCAACCUAGUCAGGACACAACUGACAUUAAAUUUCUAACUCAUGAUGAUUUAAUCAAGGAUCAGUUUGUUGAUCAGUCACUGGAAAGACUGAGAGAUAUAGUAGUUACUGAGAGUGAAGCAAAGGAUUUCGAUAAUUGUUACUAUUAUAGUAACGGUGUACUGAUGGAGAAAAAUACAAGUAAGUUAUCAGCUGAUAGUGUUUCCACCACAGUCAAGCAUCUCGUAGUGUUACCAGUUACAUUUCAUGAACAAGCCAUUGAUUUUGCACACAAUAGUCCCAUAGGAGGACAUUUGGGUGUCAAGAAGACACUCGGUAAACUGGCAAAACAUUUUACUUGGCCAAAUAUGAAGGAAACAGUAGCUGAUCAUAUGCAACGUUGCAACGUCUGUCAAGUGACAGGCAAGCCAGCACACACAUCUCCACCUACACCUCUCACUGAGCUUACUUGUAGCAAAGUUCAGUUCAUCUGGAGACAGAUUGUUCAGACUCGUUUACAAGGUUGAAGCUUCUGCUUUCCUCAGCUCCUGUAUUGAGGAGUCCUAAUUUCAAUCUUCCCUUCUUUUUACAUAUAGAUGCGAGUGGUUGUGCAGUGGGUGCUAUGCUGCUCCAACAGUGGUUAUGCAGUGGGUGCUGCUCCAACAGUCAACAUCCACUGACAUUCUCCAUCCUAUAUGUUACUAUUCAUCUAAGCUCAAACGACACCAGAAAAAUUAUGCCACUAUUGAGAAAGAGGCUCUAGCUCUUGUGGUGUCCUUGAAACAUUUUGACGUGUAUUUGGGCACUUCUCCAUUUAAAAUUAACGUUUUUUUCAGACCACAAUCCACUCCCCUACAUAAAUACAAUGAAGAGUAAAAAUGCUAGGAUCAUGAGGUGGGCUCUCAGAAUCCAGCCAUACUCUGUUAGUAUACAACAUAUCAGUGGUCAUUGUAAUGUAAUUGCUGAUGCUCUGUCACGUCCUUAAUUACCAUUGUUACAUUAAGAUUAACGUAAUUUUAUGCCCAAAUACCUUUUGUUACUUGCUACUUUAAAUUCAGUAGAGUAACAUAAUCUAUCAAGCUCAUGUUAACUAUGUAUACUCAUGUCUAAUUAUUCUAUUUAUAUAUUCACAGUAGUAGUGAUGUAUGUUGUUGUGGGAAGGGGACAGUUGGAGACAGAAGCUGAAUGUUGAGUGUGGAGAGUGUUGUGUGGGCGAUGUUAGUUACUGAGUGAUGACAGUCCUGCUGCAGCCACCCCACCUCACUGCACACCAUAGUUACGGCAUUCAAGUUGUCUCAUAUGCAGAUGUCCAUACUGCCUCGCAUUCCACUACCACUACUUAAGAGUGGAAUACAGUCUCCACUACUAUGAUCGAGCCUCAAUGUGUCAUGCCUUUCUACGUUAUCCUGUCUCUACAUUGAUGUACAUAACAACAAGUAUGCAGAUAUAUGAUAUGCUGUGUACUGUCCUAGUACAAGGGGCGUAACUUGCAGUGAAAUAGACACUGUAAAAUGGAAGUGCUUGGCUCAAGAAUGACUCUGAAAUUUUUAUAAUACAUUAUUGAUGUUGUGCUGGGGGGGUAUUGCAACCCCUGAAUGGGUCACAAUGUAUAUAAUGUAUAUUAUCUGUUCUUAUAAUUUUAUAUUGCUUAUAUUUGCAAUAUUAGCUAAAUCAUAAAUAUAUUGCUUUAUAUUAUUAUUUGACUUUGUUUUAUUAUUAUGUAGGAUGUAACAUUUAUACAGUGGUCCCUCAAUAAUCGUCCAUAAUCCGUUCCUGGAAGUGGGACUAUUAUCGAAAUGGACGAUUUUCGAAUCAAUUUUCCCCAUAAGAAAUAAUGUAAAUCCAAUUAAUUCGUUCCAGACACCCAGAAGUAUCAACAACAAUUUUUUUUUUACCUAAAAGAUAGAUUUACAUGCACAAAAGAAUGAACAUUCAACAUGAAAGUUACCUUUAUUGAAGGCUGUUGUUGAUGAAUGGAAGACAGGGAGGAGAGAGGGAAGAGAGGUUAUUUGGAAGGGGAAUCCCCCUCCAUAAGGACUCUAGGGCACUAAUAAAAUGUAUAAAUGAACAUUGGUAAUAGGGGUAGUUGAUGAGUGGAACGGUCUGCCUAGUAGGGUGAUCGAAGCUAAAACAUUGGGUAGUUUCAAAUUUAGGUUGGAUAAAUACACGAGAUAAAGGGGUUGGAUUUGAGUUGGACUUGCACCUGAGCUUAUUGCUUGGAUAGCAUUUGUUCUGUUAGUGGGUUGGAUUUGUGAAGGACCAGCCUAGUAUGGGCCAACAGGCCUAUUGCAGUGUUCCUCCUUUCCAAUGUUCUAAAAGCUAUGGCUUGGGUAGUUUCAAAUUUAGGUUGGAUAAAUACACGAGUGAAAGAGGUUGGAUUUGAGUCGGACUUGCACCUGAGUUUAUUGCUUGGGUAGCAUUUGUUCUGUUAGUGGGUUGGAUUUGUGAAGGACCGGCCUAGUAUGGGCCAGCAGGCCUGUUCCAGUGUUCCUACUUUCUUAAGUUCUUAUUUAACAUCACACUUACCAGAAAGGUGAUCGAGGCUAGGACCUUGGGUAGCUUCAAGAAGAGAUUGGACAAAUAUACGAGUUGGAGGAGCUGAGUUUGAUUUGUGUCAUUGGGUACGGGAGUAAAUUCUUGGGUAGCUUUGGGUGGAGGUCAUUUUGAUAAAGACCUGCCUUGUAUGGGCCAGUAGACCUGCAGUGUUCUUCCAUUGUUAUGUUUUUACUGGCUAUUUGUUUGUGAGGGAGGGAUGGCAAGUUUAUUGUUGGAGAAUAUGACACUAAUAUCAACUCUAUGGCUUAUUUAUCUAUCACAAUUCAACUAAUAUGAUAUAAUAAACAAUAUUAAUAACAUAGAAACAUGGAAUAUACUCUAGAAUGAAUAAAAUAAGUCAUUACGUAUGUCACGAGAGGUGUUGUGUUGUGUUGUUGUUGGGUAUAUAAGGGCCACUGGGUGUAAGCCGUCCAUAAUGGUGGUGAGGCGGUGCUGGUUUUUGUAGCCCUAUAUAACUCCAACAACAUUGGAGGAGUUGGUAGAAUCACUGAAUCACUAAAGGAACCCUCUACCACCAUCACUACGACCUUCUACCACUAUUACAGCUGUUACCACCAUCACUACUACCUUCUACCACCAUCACUACCACCAAAGAAAGCUUCUAGUGCCAGCCCUUUGGUAAAGAAUGUGAGAAACACAUAAU
This is a messenger RNA of Cherax quadricarinatus, 10636 nucleotides long. The record is from RefSeq and is a predicted model, not a curated record. NCBI's taxonomy places the organism in Eukaryota, Metazoa, Arthropoda, Malacostraca, Decapoda, Parastacidae.